ACAGAUUAAUUCAACAUUUUGUCACAAAAGGUAUGGUUUGAUGCAUAGAUAAAUUGGGGAAUCAAUCCCUCUAACUUAAUGGAGCCUUCCAGUAUUCACAAGAUGGCGUCGAGCGGUGAAAAUAAAACUCGUGCAGCCGACCUGACGUCGUUACUGGAACACCCUAAGUACAAGGAAAUGGUGGCUUAUGGUUAUAACAAUCAGGAACAAGGUCACGUCGCCAUGCUGGUAUAUCUGUACCUCUCAGAAGCCAAACAGUGGGCAGAACUGGACCUACAGCCCUGUCCAGAACUUCAGAUGGUCACCCUGUAUGGUCGCCCAACACAGGCUGAUGACCUACAGGUGUUGGUGCCUCUUGGAAAACAAGCUGAUCUCAGUCCACAAAGGUUACGAGACUUCCUGACCCAUGUCUCACUUCCACAAGAUGAACUAGAACUGGAGGAACCUGACUUAAUGACAAGGAGAGUUACUUUAGCCAUCUGUGACACAGACUCAACCAUCACAUUCUACAGAAUCACAGACGGAUUCGUUCCUCCUGACCCUCCAGAAGUUGUUGCAGAGAAAAAAGCAAAGAAGAGACAAUGGAAGAAAAGAAAGGGACAAAGAACUCAACAUCAACAAUGAAGACCAACUUGAUGUAUUUCAAUGAAGUUUUGAAUGCUGAUCAUAGUGGAGUGGAGUGUGUAUAUAUAUACAUGCUGCAGUAUCUACAAUAUUACAUACAUGUACAUGCCGCAGUAUCUACAAUAUUGUUACAUAGAUGCAUCUUCAUUUUUGACAAGCCUUGACUAGAAGAAACACGUUGAAAAAACAAUAUAACUACAACUUAGACAAACAAGAGAACUUCCAUUGUAAAAUUAUGUAUCCUUAUACUUCCUAGGCAGAUAAUGACUCUUUGUUUACUUUGGUGCCACUGCUACAUUGUAUUAUGAAAUAAAUUAUUCUAUGAAGAUAGUUCUUCUUUACAUCCCCUGAGAAAACUUUCCAUUUAUCAGUGACAUAAAAUUGAGUAUCUUCGACUAUUUCAUUAAUUUCUGUGAUCAAUUAAUUUGCCAAAAUUGCUUGUUUUUGAUGAGAUGUUUGAACCAAGCUAGGAGUGGUCUGACAUGGUUGAAAGAGAGUGUUUGCCACCAUG
Messenger RNA from Branchiostoma floridae (Florida lancelet), 1135 nucleotides. Its product is annotated as tRNA-splicing endonuclease subunit Sen15-like. Gene Ontology annotation, biological process: tRNA splicing, via endonucleolytic cleavage and ligation. The transcript is spliced from 4 exons. Gene Ontology annotation, molecular function: nucleic acid binding. Lineage: Eukaryota; Metazoa; Chordata; Leptocardii; Amphioxiformes; Branchiostomatidae. The record is from RefSeq and is a predicted model, not a curated record. The coding region runs from base 79 to 624 and encodes 181 amino acids.